Messenger RNA from Porites evermanni, 8839 nucleotides. NCBI's taxonomy places the organism in Eukaryota, Metazoa, Cnidaria, Anthozoa, Scleractinia, Poritidae. The record is from the annotation of a GenBank genome assembly.
GUUUAUUAGAUGGUAAAGAGAUCGAAUAGACGGCUCAUGGCAAUGUUGGAUGAAUAAGGUGAGAAUCACUCUUUUUACACUUCCUUUUUCCAAAGCAGAAACUUUUGGGACGAUUCUUGUAAGAUUUGUUGUCUCUUUUGUCUUUGACAUCGGUUGUUGUGACUUUGUAGUGGAGUUCAGGAGUCCAUUAUUCCCGAAAUUUUGCGUAGCGUGUGCUCGCGUUUCUGACUAUUACUACCGGUUUUAAUCUCCUCAGGAUGUUUCGUGUUAUCUGUUAACAGUUCCAAAACCCAUGAAAGAAAUUUUAGACACUAUAUGCCCGGACACAUUAGAGACUUAAAUAUCUCGUUCGUGUAACUCGAAAGGUUUUAGCCCUCUUUGUGAAUAUAGCGUGUUGCCAACAUUGGAAACGGCACUCAGUCGUUCAUGUCAAGAAUAAUAACCUCAAUAUUCUUACCCCUACCCAUAUUUGAUUGUUGAUCCUCGACACCGAAUUGCGGUUGCGAUCUUUUCUAAUGCUUGGGCUUCCUAAAUACGCGUUUCAAUGUGUACACAGUGCUCCGUUAUAUGCGGCGUUGACUUCUUUCGUUGAUUGUGUACUUUGGCCUGCUAUAUUCAUUGUCUAAUUGAUUCCAUUUCGUUUUCUGUACGCCAUUAUUGUUGUGGAACUAUUAACUAAUGUUCAUCGUUAUUAGGUGAAAAAUUCAUCAUUACGUUGUUAGAAAAAGGUUACAGACCAGUCCGAUGAUUCUUUGAUUUCUCAGUGGAAAACAAAAAGUUCGGUAAACACAAGACAUCGCGCUCUGUUGGCGAUUUUAGAAUGCAAAUUACCGCAAACCAUUAAUCAAAUAAAAUGAUCAGUUUUUUAUGCGUAUUUUUAUUCACAAAAAGCACUGCUGGUUCUAGCGAGGAAAAUUUAAGACCAUAAUACCUUGGAAAUUCGUUUAAAAAACUACACUGUGUUAUUAAAAUGGUAGGAAAUCAACAGGUCAUUCGGUCACCAAUCGAGUCCGUUGAUUGACUACUUGAAAUGCUACGUAUGAUAAGAAGUAAUUAGAGAAGAGGGUAGGGCAAAAUCUUGGCCUGCUUUACAAUUGCAGAAUUCUUCAUCUUCAAGAAUUGUAUCGUGUUGGGUAUGAGCCUGUCUUGCUUCAGCACAUUUCGGCGAACCCUUUAUCAAAUAUACUUCAUUUGCAAGUGAAAGUAAACCUGAAAAGAAGCUCUAAUACGUCACUUCCGGUUGUGAAAGAAAAGAAAAGAAAAAUUUAAGAAAGAUUAAAAAAAUUCCCAUUUUUGUUGUGAAAUUUGCAGCGUAAGUCUAGACAAGACUAAUUCACCAAAAACAUAACCUCGGGGCAAUUUUUUCGAAUACCUGCGGAUUUUACUAACUUCCGACAUGUGUCUCACUAGAAGAACAAGUUUGGUUUGGAAGCAUCACUAAUUGAUAAGAGUAAGAGAACCCUAUAAACAAAUAGCCGGGUAGGAAAAAGGCGAACUUGUACCCUCAUUGUUUGUGGCAAAUUAAAGGGUUUAUGUCUCGUGGAGUGAUAAUUUGUCAGCGAAUUAUACAAUCAAAGAACUCCUGUCACGUCAAUUUUUCGCUAGAUUAGCGAUCCAUACCGUAUAUUUUAUAAGAAGAUUCGGAAGGGAUGAAACACCUUCACGUAUUUUUAUGUUAGAAUUAUUGUCGUGGUUGGCAACGGCCAGUAUGAUUGUAGAGUCAAGAUACACAUUUUUACAGUCUUUCUACGGUGUAUCAGUCGUUGUUAGGAAGUAAUUUUACCGCGCGUCAUUUUACAAAGUCAUGGUGUUGAGUUUUCUUUGUCGGAUUCUGGAGGAUCGGAAAAGACUAAGGACUUGUUUGCAUAAUGGCUGAAACUCUGAAUAACUUUAGUCAGAAAUUAUAAGAUGCCAACAUCAAAAAAUGCAAAAACACUGACUAUUUUGACCGGUUUUUGUGGCCUUUAGAAGUUGGUUGAGGGUGAAUCUGAAAAAAGAAGGAAGGCUCGGAGUUCUUUUCUUGAUUGUGACGUCAUCUUCCUUAGGCCAUUCGCUUGUAGAUCUAGAAUUUCAAUCAAUCAUGCCGGUUUGUCGAAGCUGUCGGUCAUUUGACUAAAAUGACUAAAAUUAAAUUUCCUCUAAGAUCCUUAGAGCGAUGCAACGCAAUCUUUGCGCAUCAGGUCAGGAUUAGGAAAGAUAUGUUCAUGGCGUGAAAACAAAAGCGUUUUUUGUAUAGGAGUCUUAACAUAUAAGAAAAGACUUUUAAAAUCUCGCACAGCAGAUCUGUAGAGCUUAAGUUUUAAAACUCUUGGUUCAAAGUAUUACUAAUUCUAAGGAGUUAUUGACCGUAAGGAUAGACGAGACACUGUCUCCUUGCCAUUUAGCGUCUCAUCUUUAUUUCCCUUUUGUCGACGUCUACACGGCAAUGUAUGAAGCAUCAAGAACGUUUAGAUACAAAAAGAAUAUAGGUAUAUCAUCUUAUUGUAUUUUAAGAACUUAGUGUUAAUUAAUGAAAAAAAAUCUUAUAAUCUCUAGUACGUGUUACUAGAAAAAAAAUGAGGACACAUUAUUGGAUUAGAAAAAAAAGUUUAAAAAAAACAUGAUGCAAGAAAAGCAACAUAGGCCGCUCUUAUACGAGUUUUUUCUGCUAAAGAAGAAACAUUUUUCGCUGUAUUGUUCUUUGUUGCAAGCCCGUAACUUGAGAGCAAUAUCACUUGAAACGUCAUUUAGUACAAAGCAUUUUUUAUGGCGAUUGACGUGUGGAGUUCAUCCGCUUUCAGUGUGUUUAACACGGACAGCUUUUGUUCAACGGGAAUUUCGACUAAGUUCGUCUAUCUCAAUGAUGAUAUUUUUCCGUUUUAAGCUUAUUAUGUAGAUCCGUUUGUGGUAACUGUCAACUGGUGAAAAGAAAAAGGAAAACAGCUAUGUCGACUGAGACGCAGAACUUUAGGAGUAGAAGUAGGACUCUUCCUGCAAGAGUGAAGAUUGAGCAAAGGAUUGGACAAGACACAAUACCUAGGCCACGAUCACCCAUGAGAAGGUAACACUGGUGUUUGUGUGUUCUGUGUAGAAUUUAGUUCAGUCGAUGUAAUUGUUCUAAUACGGGGAUUCGUGUCGUAAAUUCUUGCCCCCUUGAAGUCAGUUAUGCCCCAACUGUGAUAACUUGUUCACCACGUAGCAGAAACAGUAUAUGUGAAUAAUUAAGCGCGUAAAUCAGAUACAUUUCCCAGUGUUCGAUUACAAAGUAGUUUGUAACACCCCAUUCAUAAGUUAAAACUUCGUGAUGGAUCGAAAGUAGCGUUCAUGGCAAAAGACAGAGACUGCUGAUGUUCGCGUGCGUUUUCAUUGAUGUAUCAUGCUCGAGACAUAAAGAGUUAUAUUUACAAGGACAUUAGUCGUGUUUAUUUUAUUUCGACGUAAAACAUAGCCUGUUCCAGGCUCCACUAUCUGAGAGCCUGGAACAGGUUACGUAAAACAAUGUGCAUACAAUAUGUUCAAUAAGUUGUUACCAUUGCGUUUAACUUGUAACUCCAAACACUUGUGAGCAGUUUCGAAACAAACGUUUAGCGAGAGAUGUUAAAUAUGUACGACCUUGUUGUCUGUGUGAGCCUUUUGCAGAACAGUGGAAUGCUCGUGGGGCGUUUACAGAUAUGUUUGUUUGUUUUGUUUUGCAGAUUAGCAGAUAUCCUAAAAAGGAAAAAGAAGCGAGGAAAGGGGGAUGCUGAUUCAUUCAAUAAAUUGCCAUUGGAGAAGCAAGCGUGGUUUCAUGGCAAGAUAACGGCAGAUUUUGCUGAGCGUUACUUGCGUCGUGACGGGCACUUUUUGGUGCGGGAGGAUCCUGCUAAGCCUGGAAGCUGCUUUAUAGUGGUGCGGCACAAGCGAGAAUCUAUUCAUGUGCCUCUCUGUAAAGUGAACUCGUCCAAAGGGACGAGGAUCAAGUUUAGAACUGAGGAUUCUGAAAAUAGCUUUGACUCAAUACCCGAACUCAUCAACUAUUACGUUUCGGAAGGAAAACCGUUGUCCCCAAAGACUCAAGCUGUUAUUACGCACGCCGUGAGCCGUGAUGCCACUCUGUUAUCAACCGAUGACUUUCAUAACAGAUAUGUUUUCAAUGCAAGCCCUUCUAACGGGUGUCCACCAAAAGCCCCAGGAACUGGUCCUUUGCGGCAAAAGAAAUUGGACAAAUAUACACGAAAGAAUAGUGACCCUGGAUUGCAUUUUACUGUUAACAACGGCAGUAACGUUUUGUCUGAGAAACUUAAUGGUGUCCAUGUAGCCUCAGGCAACGUAAUAGGUACAGUUCAGUCAAAACAAAGACAAAAGAUCCCAGGGCAGUUCCUUGAGAAGGCUUCCAAAGAAGAGAACAUAUCAGAUAGGUUCUAUGAGGCGCCAUUUGGAGAAAAUGAAACAAACAUUGAAGGAGAAAUCGCGGAAGACCCUUACCAUUAUUAUGAAAAACCUGACUUAAAAGUUGAUUCAGACAAUUUUUAUGACAAGCCAACCGAACCCAAAAAUUCGACAAUAAGGAGAGAGGAGAAGAGAGAGGAAAACUGUGUUCUCGAAAGUGAGGAAAGCUUUAGUGUCAAUCCUGAUCAAACACAAGUUGGAGAAAGUUUUUAUAACGAACCAUCGCUCGAGAAUUAUUCUCAAGCGAUGAAUGACAGGCCUCCGAGCGUGGGUAGCCAAAACAGCUUGGGUAACCAGUUAAAUGAUAGUGCAAACCAAAGUCCAGAAGAUGUCUAUGACAAGCCUAGAGCCAGCACGGAGGGGUUGUAUGACAGUCCUAAAGGAAGCCGAGACGAUUUGUAUGACAAACCUCCUCCAAGACCCAAGAGAGUGGUGUCAUUUCGAAAAUCAGACCCAACAUUGUCCGACAAAGAGGUGCUGCCUAGACCAAAGCUUGUGUCAAGGUCUAGCGCACCUUCUUCACCCUCCUGCCCUGGUGAAGGAUUGCUUGCUGUGCAGUCUAAAAUCGAGGAUGGUGUUUUUCCCGACAAAAGGCAUUCAGGAGAUAAUUUGACGGCGGCUCAGAUCAAAGGCGUGUCAUCUGAGGGAGUCAAUAAUACAUCUGACAAACCAACUGGGGCUGAAUCCAAGCUGCGUUACUCUACGCCACCGAAAAAACCACAGCGUCCAUCUCUUUCAAGAUCAAAAUCCGAACAAAGCCCGCAUUCAAAGCAGGAUUUUUACGACAGCCCACGUUCCAAGUCAGUCUCAGCCGAUGACAGCGCUUUCAAGUCAGAAGAGACAGCCACAAGAUUGCAGCCUGAAUCGCCAAAGCCCCUGGACAAAAAAGGAAUAUUUUUAAGUGUGAUGAAGAAAAUUGGUGAGAAACUCCUCACCCCUUUCUUAGAGACCGACUGCCUAACCCUUGCUCGACACAUAACCCGCGUGGACCUUGUUUUAGUGUGGGGUGAAGAGCCUCAUCGUUGCUCGUGGAGCAUUGAGGAUGGCACUGGAGGAGCCAAAGGAUUGGAAAUAUUGACGCUUCCUCAAGGAAGAGAGAAAAGAUCCGAGUUACUACAAAGGUGAGCAGUAAGGAGGCCGUACUUUUUUUGAAUAUCUUUUUUCGCUCCUCUUCUGCCAUAAUCCAGACUCAAACUUCGUACAUAUAUCUUUAAGUCUUUGAUUUCCAAGAAAGCUGAACAUCGAGUAUCAUUUUUUGCGACGGUACUUUUAUCCUCCAUGCAGUUUCUUGGGGUGCUCACUUUAUCGGGCUUCACCCAAACAAACUCGUGAACAUUUCCACGCGUACUAUUCUAUCUUAAUUAACGUAUCACAAUCAGAAAAAUAUAUCAUAAUUUAAAGAAACCAUAUGCAGUAUUAUACUUAAGGAUUUUUGGUUGUGUACUGUCUCUUAGUGGGGCGAGGCUUAUCUUUACUGACUGAAAGACUCACAGAUCGGGGUUACAAGCCCUACUCAGUGAGGCUUACAGAUCUAAAAGUGACUCGUCUGAGCUUACAGUUUUUUAAUCUUAGAUCUUACAUUAAAUUGGUUUAUAGAUUCGCCAAUCUUUCUCAUUGGGUGGCAACUUUGGUGGUGGCAGCAGGUGAUUUAGGUACAAGAGAGAAAGUGCUUAGUAAGCUCAUCGAAUUGGCUGAUAUAUUAAGCGAUAAGCUCGGUAACCUUAUCUCAUUUAUGGCCGUCAUGGAGGGUCUUGCCUUACCACAGGUAAGUGUUUGAAAUACAUAACACUUCUGUGUGUGUAAUUAUGCGAUAAGCGUGAAGUUCGACUCAUUAACAAUUAUUCCUCGAGCCCGAAUGGGCUCUGAGUCAAUCGGCCUCAUGGGCUAUUGACUCUGAGGCCAUAAGGGCGAGAGGAAUAAUUGUUUUAGUAAAAUCCAACUAGUUGGUCAAAAAUAUCGAGAAAAAAAAAAAGCUAGUUAUAGCUAGACUUUAACCCUUUUUUGCCGCCAAAAAGCACGCGCUUUUCGCUACUAGCGGGCUAUAACAUAUAGCCUAAUAGUAGCUCAACCAAUCAGAACGCAGCAAUGAUAAUAGACCACUAGUUGGAUUUUACUAAAAUGUGUUAGUCGAAGUCUAAUCUCGGUAGAAAGUGUCCAGUCUCGUCGUAUAUCUAUUUACCGGAGUUGACGAUGAGACAAAAAACACGUUAGUGAACAAAAGGGCGCCGGAUUUACCGUAAUCAAGCUCGUUAUGUGAAACGAUGAGCGCUUUCAUUUAUUCCGUGGGUCAGGUCUGGAAGAUUUUCACAAGUUCAUGUACCUUCUGUAUAAGAGUGAUUUCCAUAGUAGUUUUCUCACAGUUACGUUGUUAACUACACAGUUUUCGUAGCUACCAGCCCAUAUCUCUUUCUUUUAGUGAAACAUUGACCCAAGUAUAUGGCUUAAGUCUGGACCGAAGCAAAGUCACUUCACGAAAUAAGAAAAUAUUUGGUAGCAUACGUUCUUCUUUUGCUGUGGGGCUACCGUAUUUACUCGAAAAAGCGCCGCGAUACUUAUUAAAUUUUUGUUGGCUUAAAAGCGGUGCUUAUUCGAGGGCGACGUUAUUGAAAGUUGGACGCGAAAAAGAAUUGUUUCAACUACGGUAUUUUUCUUUUCCCAGUUUAACAGAAUUAAUGUCUUUUGAUUUUGAUUAUAUCAGGGCCGCGGGGCUUAUUCGGGGCGGCGCUUAGUAACGUUUUUUCUUCCAAGUGCGGUGCUUAUUUGACAAAAUACGGUAUGUCAAUACGUGCAAGUUAUUUUGGAAUAGUUACUUUCGUGCAAAACGUCUAACUGUAGUCUUCUUUCUUCGUAAGGUAACGCGUCUUCACCACACGUGGUCCUGCCUUCACCACCGGUGCUGCUCCACGGCUAUUCUCUACCACAGCACCCUCAAGCCCUUGGCUGGUCUUUUGAGCUCAGGUGCUCCCAGUCCUUUCCCUGGAGUGUGCCUUCCUUAUAUCGUCCCUUUAGUUAGAUACAUGGAAAUGACCCCGGAUGAAAUUUUACACGACUGGGCACACUCCGAAGUAGACCUCGGUUUAGAGGUCAUUUUAGCACACUUGGCCUCCGGUCGUGCUCUCACACAGCAGCUAGAAGAGUUCCGCCAAGAAGCUAUUUCUCGUCUGAAAACAAGAGAGUAUGUAGUGAAUGCUCUACUUUUUGAGUAUUUUCAAGAAAAAGUGAACGUUGGGAAUGUACUUGGAUUGGGUCCUGAUCCAUCUAACCGAACAACUAAACUAAAAACCUUGCUACAAUGGCUUUCUGAAAGUGCAGAAAACUCUGCAGUCUCGUCCGCUGGUGUGUAAAGAAGGACCUCAACGUAAGUUUCGUGUACGCCAAAGCAGUCGUAGAUCGUAAGUUUGUGCUGCGUUCGAAUGACUGGGAAAGCGAUGAACCAGUAAGAACCCUAACAUCAUCAUGAAUGCACGUCACGAAAAUCCCUACACCGACAUUUAUUUUGCUGAGGAUGACUAAACAUGUAUUUUUGAAGGACAGCACAUCAAGAUCUAAAGAACUUAUAUCGAGUCUUAAUAUCCCUUUCAAUUCCGAACCAGUUGUUGUUCUUUACUGAUUGCUGACAAAUGUUUCUCUCGUUGGUAAAAUUAGUUUUAGUUGAAGAUUUUGAUUAAAUCAGGUAUAAACUUGUUCGGCUCCAAGACAGUGACCAGUUACAAGGGCCAGUUAUAGAAGUUUUGGUCACUUCGGCACUAUAAAACUUCGAUCUAAUUCUUUUGAUUAUUUCCAACCGAGGCCGGGGGUGUCGCGUUUAGUUAGGUGGCUGAAACGUGAGCCCGCCAGAAUAAGCGUCGACUCACAUCUGGAAGGGAAAUCUUGAGCUUUUUACGGUCAACAAGUGAAGCUGAAAGUUUCAUCCUCAGACUAAAAAGUUACACAAAAUGAUUAAUAGCACCGCGAAAAAAUUGUCUGGUGAAAAUGGUGGGUCUUAAGGAUUUUUAUGGUUUUAAGGCUGAAGGUGUAACUGUAAAAUGCUUGAAUUUUCAAUGUUUUUUUGUUAGUGUUGUUUGAUCGUAAAUAAUGAAAAUUGAAAUACUUUUUUUAAAACGUAUUUUUAUUCCUUAAGCAUCGUUAUUGUGACAGUGUCAUUGUAAAUCAGGGUUCUUUGUGCAUUGUUGGUUUAUUCGUGAUACUUUCCUGACUUCAUAAAAAUGAUUAUUUGAGGUGGCUAACCUUCUUAAAAUAGUUUUGAUUCAUUAUAUUUGUUAAGUUUAGUUCCGUUUCCUUUUUCAGUGAAGGCAAAUUCCUGAUACCUAUAAGGUUAUCAUUCUAUUUUCGAUACGUUGUUCAAUAUUGUUUGUUUUCUAGAUAAAACCGAUACAGAAUUGAGCAAAUAUUAUCUUAAGAUUAUUGACGCAAAUGUGUUGUACACUUUUAG